Messenger RNA from Leptopilina heterotoma, 1659 nucleotides. RefSeq names its product 28S ribosomal protein S5, mitochondrial (gene mRpS5). The record is from RefSeq and is a predicted model, not a curated record. Lineage: Eukaryota; Metazoa; Arthropoda; Insecta; Hymenoptera; Figitidae. Gene Ontology annotation, biological process: translation. The coding region runs from base 218 to 1567 and encodes 449 amino acids. The transcript is spliced from 6 exons. Gene Ontology annotation, cellular component: ribosome. Gene Ontology annotation, molecular function: RNA binding; structural constituent of ribosome.
CCGUUUCGUAGUCAACUUCAUUAUCUUCGAUAACAAUAAGACUUGUUUUUUAUCUUUUUUAUUUAUUAAAUUAUUAAGAAGAAUAAAACGUGAUUUGUUAAAAAAAACUAAAAAUGUUAAUUUACAAUUAAAUCCCACCACUGGGUGAAUAGCGUUUACUGUUUCAAUCAACUUUUGUAAAUAUUUCACAAAGACGAAAAUUAAUAAUUCAGAAAAAAUGGCAUUUCGUAUAUUACGAUUUUGUGGUCAAAUAAAUCAAUCUAUAAAUAAUAUUCGUAGUCUAGAGAUUCGAAAAAUGUGUACUGGACUAAAAUCAGUACAAUUAUUAUGCCCGCAAAUACCAAUAAAGUAUAAUCAACGAAAAUCAUCAUUUUUCCAAAGCAAGUCUGGUGAGGAAUUAUGGAAAUCGGUGACAAGUGUAAGUAAUGCGGGUAGAAGAAGAGGUCGAGGUAAAAGGGGCUCUCUGUCGAAAUUGAGAAAAAAUUUAAAUUUGGGCCAAAGAAUUGGUUUUGGUAAAAAGCGAAUGUUAUGGCCGGGUUUAACUGGUCCAGUGGUGCAGGGAAAAUCUCUCGUUUCACAACAACGAUUGCCCGAUCUUGAGGAUUUCGAAAAGAAAAUUAUUGAAAUACGAGACGCUGGAAAUAAAUUCAAAAGAACUAAGGUUCAUCCCCUCGAUCGUGGUUGGACUAGUGCGAAAAUGGGCGGAAGGAAAAUUGGUCCACCAGACGCCGAUAAUGAUGAAUCAUUCGAGGGAUUCGAGACAAUUGUCCUGGAGAGUAAAAUAACUGGACACAUGACGGGAAAUAUGGGGCGAGUUAGAACAUUCUCGUGUUUCGUGGUGACUGGAAAUGGAAACGGAUUGGUUGGCAUUGCUUUGGGAAAAUCGACUGACAGUCAGGCGGCUAUAAGAAAUGCGAGAAACAGCGCUGGAAAGAAAUUAUUUUACAUUCAUCGAUACAAUGAGCAUACAGUUUUCCACGAUUUCUUUACACAAUUCAGCACUUGUAAAAUAUACGUGAAACAAAAACCGCCCGGCUAUGGUUUAGUUUGUCAUCGUGCAAUUAAAGCCAUUUGUCAAAUGAUUGGCAUUAAGGAUCUUCAUGCAAAAAUUGAGGGCACGACCAACACUCAGUCGCUGACAAAAUCCUUCUUAAUUGGACUAUUGCAGCAGAAAAACCAUCAACAAUUGGCGGAGGAAAAAAAAUUGCAUUUAGUCGAAUUGAAUAGGAAUUUGGGCUAUUUUCCGAAAGUUGUGGCCAGCCCGUCAGUGAUAAGAACCGAGAAGGAAAUUCCAUCCACUGAACCAAUGGAUUUCACACAAUUUGUAAUGGGAGGAAGAUUGAAAUUGGAAAGAAAGAAAUAUCCACCUUUCUAUAUGAACGAGCCCGGUUGGUAUUUUCAUUUAAUGAAACAGGAAAAAUUACGUAACAUGGAUGACGUGAGAAUACAAUUGAGAGCCGAAUACGGUGAAAUUAAAACUUUUAUGACCGAUAAAUAUCCCGAAGCAAGACCACAAAAUUGGUGUAAAAAGAAGGAGGAGGAACCAGUUGAAGAAGAAGAAGAUUAAGGAAGCGAAACUUGCAACGAUUUUUUUUUUGUUUCUUGUUUCCAAAUGUUAUUAUAAAUAUAUGAAUUAAAAAAGUUUAGUUAAAUUCUAAA